AUGCUGUUAAGAGCCGCUCUCGCUGAAGGUGACAACACCAGCCCAGACAUCUACGACAUCUACACCAUGGAUAUGGACUUCUCGUUCAGCGACUUUGAGCAGGUUGACUCAAACGACUACAUUCCAAUAGCAGAUGAGCGUCUGGACCAAAUACGCGCGGCAUCGUCGGAAGACGGAAGCAUCCAAUGGAUAAUCCGUGCGAUCGUCGAGGGAUGGCCGAACAGUCCGGAUGAGGUACCAGACCCUGUACGAGCAUUCUGGAACCAAAGGGCGGAUCUUAGCACUCGAGACGGUAUUGUCUACCGAAACGAUCGGAUUCUGGUUCCAACGGGGAUGAGAGCGGGCAUUUUGAAACGGCUGCACGCGUCGCAUUCGGGAAUCGAGGCAACGACCAAACUGGCUCGGGACACGGUGUUUUGGCCUGGGAUCACUCGCGACAUAAAAGAAUGUAUCCAAAACUGUGACAUCUGCAUCAAGCACUCGCCCAACCAACAAAAUCAGCCGAUGCAAACACACCAGAUUCCCAGCUACCCGUUCCAGAAAGUCAUGGAUCAUUUUUCGGAUUUCAUUGAAGUCGACGAGCUGAAUCGAGACGCAACUGCAGGAACCGUGGUCCAAAAAUGUCGCGAGAACUUCGCAAGAUACGGAACGCCCAUGUACGUAACUACUGACGGAGGACCCCAAUUCAACAUUCCUAUGGCUGAGGCGAAGUUUGAACCUAAAGUGCAGGAAGGAGUGAAGGAGCAAAUAAAGAAGAAUCAACAGCGCGCCAAAUCGUACUACGAUCGAACAGCCAAAACGUUACCUGGUUUGGACGUUGGGCAACCCGUAUUUGUCAAGAAGAAGCCAACGGACAACACCUGGACCAAAGGAACUGUCGAAAGUGCAUUCAACGAUCGUUCUACGAUUGUUGAUGUGCAGGGGCAGAAGUAUCGCAGAGACAACGUUCUGAUCAAACCAGCUGGGACUAGUCGUUUGUCAGUACCAACAACGCAGCCUGAGGAGCAGCCAGGAGAACGGCCCAAGGAAGAGGAGAACAGCAGCCCAAGGCGCACGCCUGUGGGAGAUCCCGCAACACCGGUGGCGCAGGAGCGUCCACAACGCAGCAUUCGACAGCCAGAGUGGUUCAAAGAUUACCAGAUGUAUUAA
Messenger RNA from Culex quinquefasciatus (southern house mosquito), 1149 nucleotides. RefSeq lists its product as uncharacterized. Gene Ontology annotation, molecular function: nucleic acid binding. Bases 1 to 1149 code for a protein of 382 amino acids. The transcript has 2 exons. The record is from RefSeq and is a predicted model, not a curated record. Lineage: Eukaryota; Metazoa; Arthropoda; Insecta; Diptera; Culicidae.